Molecule: messenger RNA, 291 nt
Organism: Sclerotinia borealis F-4128
Lineage: Eukaryota; Fungi; Ascomycota; Leotiomycetes; Helotiales; Sclerotiniaceae
Source: the annotation of a GenBank genome assembly
AUGCGUACGCGGAACGACGAUUUCAAAAAGCGCGAAAAGCGAGUUCAGCCCGUGUUCCGAGAUGUUGGACCAAGCGGCAAAGGGGGCGGGGAACCAACCCACGGGGACCGUGGUGCGGAAGAUAACGCCCCAGUACACGAUGGUUACGAGGAGCGGGUAGCAGAUGAUGGUGCUGUAGUAGAGGGAAUGGAGGGCUUGCAGGGGACGGGGAAAUUUAUUGAGGAGGGGUGUUCCGCCGUGGAGGGCAUAGCUGAAGGUGUGGAGAGAGGCGAAGAAAAAAUAGAAGGCUAG